GACGCAAGCGAUGUCAUUCAAGAUGGCAGCGCUCGCGUCCUUGCUGCUCAAGACCAGAGCAGGUCUGUUGGUAGCUGGCCAGACCUCCCUGCUGGACUCUGUGAGAUUUGCAUCUAAGAAAUCUGGUGGCAGCGUUAAGAACCUCGGAGGAAAGAGCCCUGGCCGGAGAUACGGCUUCAAGAAACAGGACGGUAACUUUGUCCAUGCGGGUAACAUCCUUGCGACACAGAGGCUGAUGAGGUAUCACCCAGGAGCACAUGUGGGGAUGGGAACCAACAAGACGCUCUUUGCUUUGGAGGACGGCUACGUCAGGUUCACCAAGGAAGUCUAUAUCCCACCACCACGCGACCCCGAGGUCAUCCGGGUCAUCACCAAGCUGCCAAAAGGAGCCGUGCUCUACAAGACUUUCAUCAAUGUCGUGCCCCUCAAACAGGAGGGCAAGUUUAAACUGAUAGACAUGGUCUAACACUGACUGGACUGGGCUGGGACGUCAUUGUUUCCCAGGUAUUCUUGCGCGUUGUGGGAUCAGCAAGGAUUUGUUUUGACUGAUUUGUGGAGAACUAAGUAAGCAGCAGACCAUCAGCCAGAGAACAGAGAGGAGUCAGUGUAAACCUGCAGACUGUUGGCCUCUCCUUGGUUCCCUGUCUCAGAGUUCCAUGAUUAUUUGACACUCUUUCGCACCUAUUAAACAGGAGUUCAGUUCUGUCACCCAUGGAUUUCCAGUUUAUUUACAAAAAGUCAACAAUUCAACGCACACUGUAGACUUUUUUUUCCCUGUAUUUAAUAAUAAGAUCAUCCCAAUACAGUCUGUGAUACUGGCGCAUAACCAUGGGCUGGUGUCAAUCAUUACAGCUUUUGUUCACUGAGAUGCUUCAUGUCCACCAAGAAGUAAGGAUACCUUAAAACUGAGGUGUCAUCGCUGUAAUAGAACAUGUACUGUAUUUACUGAAUUAAAGUUUUAUAUGUGAAAGUC
Molecule: messenger RNA, 973 nt
Organism: Epinephelus lanceolatus (giant grouper)
Lineage: Eukaryota; Metazoa; Chordata; Actinopteri; Perciformes; Serranidae
Gene: mrpl27
Product: mitochondrial ribosomal protein L27
Biological process (GO): translation
Cellular component (GO): mitochondrial large ribosomal subunit; ribosome
Molecular function (GO): structural constituent of ribosome
Source: RefSeq, a predicted model, not a curated record